This is a messenger RNA of Xylaria bambusicola, 1206 nucleotides long. Its product is annotated as beta-lactamase-like protein. The transcript has a single exon. The coding region runs from base 166 to 1113 and encodes 315 amino acids. The record is from RefSeq and is a predicted model, not a curated record. Lineage: Eukaryota; Fungi; Ascomycota; Sordariomycetes; Xylariales; Xylariaceae.
GAUGAGGCUCAGCUGUGUAACGACUGGACUGGUUCCAUCAGGCAUCAAGCUAUAAGUGGAUAAGUAGAGAGCUAUCUGCUAGGUAACUAGGAUUCUUCAAUUCCCUAAUUGUCAAUUACGUAGUUCACUAUAAGGUACACGAACAGUAGGAGCGAGCUCUCAAUAAUGUCCCCUGAAAACAAAUCAUCAUACUCUCCGCAGCGAACAGGGUCCUGGCUCGUGUGCAAAACAUGCGGGACCCAAUUCCCCACGGACGACAAGAGCAAAGUGACGACGUGCUUCAUCUGCGACGACCCGCGGCAAUACGUGCCGCCCAGCGGGCAAUCCUUCACCUCGCUCUCCGCGCUGCGCAGCAGCGGGAAACACAAGAACGUCUUCACGCCGAUAGCCGCGGACCCAGAGCAUCUUGUCGCCAUCGCGACGUCGCCCAAGGUCGGCAUCGGACAGCGCGCCAUUCUCGUCCGGACGGGCCAGGGAAACGUGCUAUGGGAUUGCAUCACGCUUCUCGACGACGAGACGAUUGCCAGAGUGAACGACCUAGGCGGGAUAAACGCCAUCGUGAUCUCGCACCCGCACUACUACUCCACACAUCUGGAAUGGGCGCGCGUAUUCGAUUGCCCCGUGUACCUCGCGGGGGAAGACAAGGAGUGGUUAGCACAGCGCGAUUCGGAGCGGCAGAUCUUCGUCUCCGAGGUAGAGACGCAGGUCCACGGGACCACGGUGCUGAAACUGGGGGGGCAUUUCCCCGGUUCCUUGGUCAUGUUAUACGAGGGCAAGUUAUUGAUCGCGGAUACCUUUUUCGCGACGCCGUCGGGGCUGGGGAACUGGGAUGCGGACGCGCUGGGCGCCGCGCGCGGGCGGCCGGCGGAGAUGAGCAGUUUCGCUUUCAUGUGGAGUUAUCCGAAUAUGAUCCCGCUUGCGCCUGAUGCUCUCGAGGCGAUGUGGGCCGUGUUGAAGAGGUAUGAGUUUGGGAGUACGCAUGGUGCGUUCCCGGGGAUGGAUAUUGUUAAGACGCCGAGGGAGAUGAAGAAGAGGGUGUUGGAGAGCAUGCAGAUACAGAUCAGGUAUUCUGGGCACGGGGAACAUGCGAUGUUGAAAGAGAGUAUUGCAUGAUGGCGGAGGGAUUGUAAUGGGGUAAAAUGAGUCUGUUGAUUUUGUUCGCUCUCUGUUUAAUCAUAAUCAUAUUUUGAUUAUCGCAAGGCCAAU